Molecule: messenger RNA, 2434 nt
Organism: Penicillium brasilianum
Lineage: Eukaryota; Fungi; Ascomycota; Eurotiomycetes; Eurotiales; Aspergillaceae
Source: the annotation of a GenBank genome assembly
UUCCGACUUCAUCCACUCCCUCCCUCUUCUCACCCGCCCUCCACUCGACGCAACGCAAUUGUGGUCCAACAUCCCACUCUGUGGUCAAUUGCAUCACCAUGUCGCUCUCCUCCGCUUCCAGCACUCUGCUGCGCACUUGCGCCCGCCAGCAGCUGUCCACCUCCCGCGCCGCCGUCACCUCCUGCCAGCAGCGGAGGGGAGUCGCCGAUGCGAAGGCCUCGUUCGAGAGCCCCUUCGCCACCGCUAAGGAACGUGGCUCGACCCUGAAGAUCCCCAAUUUCAGCAAAUAUCAGUCCAGCAAUGCUCCUCGCUCUAACCAGGUCUUCUCCUACUUCAUGGCCGGUACUAUGGGUCUGGCUACCGCUGUUGGCGCCAAGGCGACUGUUCAGGACUUCCUCGUCAACAUGUCCGCCUCCGCCGACGUCCUCGCCCAGGCCAAGGUCGAGAUCGCUCUUGGUGCCAUCCCUGAGGGCAAGAACGUUAUCAUCAAGUGGCGUGGUAAGCCCGUUUUCAUCCGCCACCGCACCCAGGAGGAGAUCACCGAGGCCCGCGAGACCAAGUGGGAGUCCCUCCGUGACCCCCAGUCCGAUGACGAGCGUGUGCAGCGCGCCGAAUGGCUGGUCAUGCUGGGUGUCUGCACCCACUUGGGUUGUGUGCCCAUCGGUGAGGCCGGUGACUACGGCGGCUGGUUCUGCCCCUGCCACGGCUCCCACUACGAUAUCUCUGGCCGUAUCCGCAAGGGUCCCGCUCCCCUGAACCUCGAGGUUCCCCAAUACAGCUUCCCCGAGGACGAGACUCUCGUCAUCGGUUAAACGAAUCCAAUCCCUUCCGUUAUCUCUCUCGUGAUUGAUUCCGUUAGAACCCGAAAGAACCCACCUAUGCCAAUCAUGGUGGGAAACUUGUUUCUUUAGACCGGGAAAGGUGAGGAUGGGGUGGUCAAGAUGAUGACUGGACUGGGUCGAUCUUGUCUGUGUAUGUGCUUGUGUGAUCUUUAUUUUCCUUUUGUUUUAGACAGAGCGGCCGUGUGUCUUGUCAAGAUUAAGAGACCGUGUUUUAAUAUGGACAAAAAAUGAGCCUCUUUUUCCCCCCCUGUGUCCUCGGUCUCCAAGGUUGACCUCCAGGAGUGACAUUCUGGUUCUUAGCUGUAAAGCAGCUAUGAGCAGGACUUCAUCCCGCCGGCCUUCUUGAGUACAUACUUGUGUUUAUAUCGUCCCGUGUAUUGCCUAGUCAUGAAAUUUCCUUUGUGCUUCUGAGAAUCAGCUUCUUAAUUAGAUGGAAGAUCCACUACAUCUCUAUUCGUAGUCAUAGUGUGACGUCCGUUCAUGACGUUAUAUAACGAUUUGCGCUCACAAAAUGGAAAUGAUUUCAAAUAUAGUACAUGUGAGUCUGGAUACUCACUUCGAUCUAUCUCUCCGUCUGUACAUGAUUGGCCAAAUGGCUCAUAGGUGUAUGUGAAGAAUUGACAAGAUCGGGAUUCUAGAGGAAAGAUACAGUCCCGCUGAUCCCAUAGUCUGUCAUAUACACAAUUGAGAGCUAUCUAUUUACCGAGGUCUCACCAGAGCAAUCACCAGGCCCACCACGGCUGCACCGGCUGCGGCACUUUGCAUAGCAGCCACGGUAACAUCACGCUGUGAGAUGGCCACGGCGCGUUCACUGAAGAGUUCAUCUAAGACCUGCCGCCAAUAUUCAAGAGACAUUGGAGACAAGGUGAUGCCAGCAAGACGAGAGUAGAGAGAUUGUUCAACGAUGGGUUCGGGAAGAGGUGAGGCUUCCGCCGCAGGAACCACGGGUAUAACAGCAGGCUCCUCAGUCUCUGCGGUAGGUGACUCAAACGAGGCAAUCGAGGACUCGACAGUAGAAUCGAUGACUUCGGGGAGAUUUGCCGAGGCAGCGGACGAGGAAACACCACCUUCAAGGCGGUUCAGGCUCUUCUCCUUCUCCAGCGCUUCAACGACCUUAUCCUCGAAACCCUUGACGAGUCGGCGGCGCCGCCAGGGCUCAACGGCAAUCUGGAAGACCAGGAAGAGCAGAACGUUCAUACCCAUCAGACCCCAUGUACCCCAGGUACUCAUCCGGCGGAUUUUGUCAGACCACACCUGCUCUUCAUGGUAACGGGAGAGAAUGCUCUUAUUCAAGGAUGCGGCGGCCUCUUCCGCCUCACGUUCCGCGCGGGACAGGGCCUCUUGCGUUUCUGUUUCGGCGACCUCGUUGGUAUGGUCGUUGCGGUAAAGCAGGGUGAAGCGCUCCAGGUCUGUUGGGGACCAGGCGUGCUUGCGCUGGAGAAGCUCGUUGACUUCGCGCUGGGAGGUGGAGCGGUUGUUGAUUGCAGAUGUGUAGUCUUCCUUGGCUUUGCGGACAUGUGCACGAGCUGUACGGAGUCGGGCCUCUGUAGAAGGAGAAGAGGAGUGUUCGUUAGUGAAUGUGCGGGAUGUUG